Danaus chrysippus (African queen) is the source of this 5007-nucleotide messenger RNA. The record is from the annotation of a GenBank genome assembly. NCBI's taxonomy places the organism in Eukaryota, Metazoa, Arthropoda, Insecta, Lepidoptera, Nymphalidae.
AUGGGUGCGAAGGAUUCAAAGCUUAGUUUUAUAUCAUACGAUGACGCUGUGAAACGAGUGUCUGAGAGUGAGUUGAGGCGUAUACGUGAGGCAUUUAAGAGAUGUGCUGGAGCUAACGGGUCCGUGUUGAGCUUCGAGGCGUUCGUUCAGGAGGUGCUCUGCGAUGGAGUGCCUCUGGAAGUCGCGGAGUGGCUGUACCAGGCGUGCGGAGGAACGAAGCGAGGGAUCACCUUCAAGGACCUGUUACGUGGAGUUGUCGUUCUUACGAAGGGGAACAUAGAAGAGAAAAUCAAGUUCCUGUGGACGUUGUAUGUUAAUAAUCAAAAUGACAACGGCACAUACAUAUACAAACGAGAGUUUGCUAGAGCGCUGCACCUCGAAAAUUCAUCGUUACCAGAGAACGAAUCUCAGAGAACCCUGGACAUACUGACCAGUCUGUUUGGUUCCUGUGAGAGGGUCACCUUCGAUCAGUUCAGAUCUUGGCUCCUCAUACAUAAAGAUGCUACGGUCCUAUCAAAAUGGUUGUUAUUCGAUAGAAACAGUAUACCACAGGAUUUAGACACACCAACAUUCUACCAAAGCUUAGCUGGAGUCACACAUUUGGAUGAAAGGGAUAUAAUAGAAUUGGAGAAAUGUUUCUGGUGUCUCCGGAAUUCGGCUCCAACUGGAGAAUUGGAUAUUCAGAGUAUGAAGGGGCUCCUGUCUCCGCCUCUGCCGCGGGCGGCUGUUGAGGGCACUUUCCUGGCUUUCGAUGAAAACAGAGAUGGACAUAUAGACUUUAAGGAACUCUGCUGUGGACUUAGCGCUGCUUGUAGAGGUCCUACUACGGAGAGGCUCAAAUUUUGCUUCAAAAUAUUCGACCUGGAUCGGGACGGUCUUCUCAAUAAGAAAGAACUAGAAGACAUGGUCAGUAUACUGUGUACUAUAGCCAACGAGGCUAUCAAGAACCAAGAUUCGAGGUCUUCAACACCCUCGGACGGAGAGUCGGAGGGUGAUAGGGGUUUUGACCCCGAACAGGUGUUGAAGAACUUGAAGGAGAAACUGGUGUCAGUACCCACAGAUGCGAGGAAGCCGAUGUUCCAACUGGGACCCACUGACGCUGAGAGAACAGUCGCUACGGACGAGGAGUACGGGAGCGGUCUACGUCUAGAGGAGUUCCUCAUCUGGAGUGUAGAGAGUGCGGGCCCACUAGUGACGCCCUGCAGGGAACUCUUGUUGGAGCUGUGUCACGUGGUGUUAGGACUAAGACCGGAGUGUAGACAUCGAGAGAGAGACAUCGUCCUUGGCUGGUUACGUCGUGAGACCUGCCGCGGUCUGUCCGUGGGUCAGUUCUGGUACCUGGUCUCUGCCUCCUGGUGGCGCGCCUGGCUACACUACUGCGGCUCGCCUGGCUCUUGCUGCCGACGGGACGAUAUAGUACCUGAUGACAGCUUCACUACUAAUUCAACCGAGUCAAUGGGUUCUUUGCUCUGGCCGGCGGAAAGCGCAUCUCUGGGCAGCGCUGGCGGCAGCGCGGGCAGCGCCAGUAGUGGAGUAGGUAGCGUGAGGGCGGCACCUCACCCGGGGCCCGUAGACAACUCCCCGCUGCUCGGGGGCGGAGGACCAGCGGUGCGGGCGCUCACCGGCGAGGGUGGCACUCUCCGCCGUGACGUCACACUAGCACAGCAUCGCGACUUCGAGCUGGUCCCAGAUGCUUUAUGGCACGCGCUCGCACUGUGGUACGGCGCCGCGGACCCCCUGCCGAGACAAGUGAUCAGGCCGGUGCACGCGGACGUGGAGCUCGAGCUGUACCCGCUGCAGAUGAGGAUCUACAGGCACGUGCCCGGGCCGCAGAUGGAUGUGUCUGCGUCAGGAGCGACCACCCUGGGUCUGUUGGGGGCAGGAGCGGCGGGCGCGGGGGUGGGGGCCGGAGCACUGUACGCCGCGCCGCCUGAUAGACAGCUAGCAUACACAGCGGCCUUCUCUAGGCUGGCUACCAUCAAACAGGUGACGGAGUUCCUCUGCGGCGCCCUGGGUCUAGCGCGUGAGGACGUGCGGCUGUGGGCCCUCGGGACCGGCGCUUUGCUGUUGGAUGACGAGCGACCGACACUACAGGCGCUCAGGCUGGAUGAACGGUCUAAACUACUGCUGGAGGUGCGCAACCCUGACCUCACCUGGCCUGAGGAAAUUGGCGCGCUCGGAGCGCAAUCAGCGUGCGGUGUGACCGGGGCGGCGCGGUGGGCCGAACGACGGGAAACACUGACCGCGCCGCAACUACCCGGCGCCACGGGGCUCCACAACCUGGGCAACACGUGCUACAUGAACGCUGCACUACAGAGUGUCUGGAACACGGGCCCGUUAGCGCGGUACUUUAACUCGGGCCUGCAUCUGUACGAAGUGAACUCCGUCAAUCCACUCGGUACCGGCGGAUCCUUGGCAUUGCGCUUCGGCGAGUUAUGCAAGGAGGUGUGGUCGUCGAGCGCGCGGUCCAUAGCGCCGGUGAGGCUGCGGUGGUGUGUGUCUCGAUACGCGCGCGAACUCGCGGGCGGGGGGCAGCACGACGCUCAGGAGUUACUGGCCUGGCUGCUGGACGCUCUUCACGAGGACCUGAACCGCGCCGCCGUCCCCGCCCCCGCCCCGCCCACUCCUAGCCCCGCACCUCCCAAUCCUCCUGCCGGGCCUCGCCCAGACCGCGAGUCAGCCGCCGAGGCGUGGGCCGCUCACACCGCCCGUAACGACUCCAUCAUAUCGGAGCUGUUCUACGGCCAGCUGAAAUCAAAGGUCCGCUGCAGCGUGUGCGCCAGUGAGUCGGUCCGGUUCGACACAUUCAACAUGCUCAGUCUUCCGCUGCCGAUGGAGUCGUACGUCUGCGCCAUAGUUAGAGUGGUCCUGUUGGAUGGGUCGGUACCGACGAAGUAUGGUGUGAGAGUGAACUCGGAGGGAACUUACAUGGAUCUUAAAGAAAAACUGUCGGAGUUGUGCGGCUUGUCACCGGACUUGAUGCUCCUGGUGGCGUUGUCGGGAGCGACCAUAGGGCGCGUGCUCGAGUCUGAUAACAAAGUGAGUGCGGCCAUCGCGAGAGAGCUGGUCGCGUAUGAGUUGCCCUCGGACAAUGGAAACGACGGCAGCGACCAGGACGAGUGGUCUAGUGAUAUAGAGGAGAGUGACUCCGGCGUGACGGAGGGCAUGCUGUCCGACGAGGACGAGCGCAUCCGACCGCCGGCUGACGAGCGUGACGGACGUGACGGACGUGACGCACGUGACGGACGUGACGUCGGCGACGACCGGGACGGACGACUGGCGGGCUCGGUGAGUGUGGCGCGCGGCCGGACAUCCUCCUCGCUCUGCAUGCCUGCACUCUUCUGCUUUAAGCGUUCCCGCUCUGAAUUGCUCAUGUCUGCCUCACCGACGGCAUUAUACGAGCGGCAUACCCUACCGCGGGCGAUGUCAGCGCCCACCUCCCGUACGCCCACGCACAGCGCCCAACUCGCCCACCACGCCCACGUGUCCAAUCAGACGACGUACGAGGAAGGGGACAACUAUUUGAUAGCUGUUCACAGGAAGCAAGUGUCAGGCGAGGGUUACCUAGUAGGGGGCGGAGGUCGCGCGGCGUUGUUCGGCUCUCCGUUGGUUGUGUGCACUAAACCCGGGACUUCCGGUAGGCGAGUGUACGGCCGUGUGUGGACUCAACUAGCGAGGCUGCUGUCGGCUAGACCGGCUCCUAGACCACACACCAGACAUAACCACGCUACGGACUGUGAUGACAGUCUCGGCUAUGAGUUUCCGUUCACGCUGCGUGUAGUCGGCGCUAGUGGCUUGUGGUGCGCGCUCUGUCCAUGGCCGGCUCUUUGUAGGGGAUGCGUGCUGCCAGCUACUGAUGACGUGCUCAUAAAAGACGGUACAUGUCGUCCUAGAAGAAGAACAGAACCUCGUGAUGAUGGUCCAGACACAGACUCACCUAUAGCACGAGCGAAGCUACAGAGACAAGCCAGCUCACGACUCGGCAACCAUACUGGUUCCCACCAAUCUUCUGACGGUGUGGUCCGUCGCCUCGACCUGUCAGGGUUGCGUCGAGCCGGUGUGAGGGUGAUGCUCGCUAUAGACUGGGAUCCCACAGCACUACAUCUCAGAUACCAAUCCACAAGAGAGAAGGUGUUCGUCGAGCAUGGUUCAGUUCAGGCCUGCCUAUCAGCUGGGUCCCAGCCCGUGGACCUGGCCAGCUGUCUGCGGGCCUUCACCUCCGAGGAGAGGCUCGAGGCCCGUUACCACUGCGGACCUUGUUCAGCACUACAACCGGCUACUAAGAAACUACAGAUGUGGAGACUACCGCCCGUACUGAUCAUUCAUCUCAAGCGGUUCCAAUACGUGAACAACAAAUGGAUCAAGUCCCACAAAGUAGUCGAUUUUCCCUUCGAAGAUUUCGACCCGACGCCCUACCUCGCCUCGGUACCACAGGAAACGAUCCUACGACACGAGGAGCUCAACCAAAAACGAAGAUCAUCAAACUUCAUAGACAUAGAAGAUAGAAUAUCUGAGAGUGAUGCCGAAACUGAGGAGGAAAUAGAUAUGACAUCCGAUGAAGCUGCUAAAAGACGAAGCAAAGACAGGAGAAGACGGGAGUCAGUAGAAGUGAAGGGAAGGAGACGUCUCGAGUCAACCAGUUUGAUAACAACCCCCGUGGUGGAUGAUAACUUGAUGGACUACCACCAGCAUCGACUGCUGCCUGAACGAGACGUGUUCGACCUCAAGUAUAGGCUGUACGCGGUCGUGUCUCACUCGGGCCAGCUGUCCGGUGGUCACUACGUGUCCUACAUCCGUCAUUCCUCCGGCUCCUGGCUGUGUUACAACGAUAGUUCCUGCCGCGAGCUCGGCUCAGCGCCUACACUGGACGCCGCAGCAGCGUACCUGCUGUUCUACGAGCGUGUAGGCCUCCGCUACGACGCUUACCUCCCCUCCCCGCCGGACCGACCGCCUCCACCCCUUCCCGCUGACGACCCAGACCUAAAGAACGUCUGUAGCAUCGUGUAG